Molecule: messenger RNA, 5252 nt
Organism: Tachysurus vachellii
Lineage: Eukaryota; Metazoa; Chordata; Actinopteri; Siluriformes; Bagridae
Product: interferon-induced very large GTPase 1-like
Exons: 2
Coding region: 420-4943 (1507 amino acids)
Molecular function (GO): GTP binding
Source: RefSeq, a predicted model, not a curated record
UUCCAAACCCACCUGAAAACAUCACGGUUGAGAAUAUUGGUACUACAUCAGUUACACUAUCCUGGCAUCCACCUGCUUCAUUAGAGCAGAGGUACCAUGUGGUGUGUUCUCACAAUGGUACAACUGUUCAUGAAGAAGAAGCAGAAACUAACACACUAGUUAUCGAUAACCUGUCUCCAGGAAAAACAUAUUCCUUCCACAUUGCAACAUUGCUCAAAAAUGGGAGCACAAGUGAGACAGCUGUGUUAGAUACUCGUACUUCAAGCAAUCUUGAGAGCUUUCUUCAGGACUUGGGGCUGAAACAACACCUCACUGAUAAACUCUCACUGAGUUCUGUACUACAGAUAGACAAGAGCACAGUGACAGAUGAUCCAGCACAGACUCGAUCAGAUUUACCUUGGCUUUUCCUCAAGAAAAUUAUGAUGGUGAAUGUGACUGCAAGAAGUGUCAAAUGUGCUCCAUCAAAUACUGACGAUGAAGAUUUGAGUUUUUGUAUUUUGGAUUUGUAUAGAGAUCUGGAGAGCCUUGACCUCAACCAGGACCUUAGUCAUAAAGUAAAUCCUUUAGACAUCAUAACUGCACUCUUCCUUUGCUCAGACAGUUUUCUUCAACAAGAGAUUGCCUUCAAAAUGUCUAUGUGCCAGUUCUCUGUGCCUUUACUGCUUCCUAAUUGUGACACACAGCAGAGCAUGCUCAUGCUUUGGGCCUUAAGAGAUAUUGUAAAGAAAUACAGACCACACUCCUUGUCUGAUCCAAGAGGGUUUGUGGAAGACAGGAUUGUUCUUGCUGAAUUACCUUUGGUGUCCUUUGUAAGACUUGGAGACUGUAGCAUUUCCAAAUCUCAAAUCUUGAACAAACUGCUCAGUAAUCCACAGCAAUAUCAUGACACAUUUGUGCACCGUGAAAUGGACUGUGGAGACAUCCCAAGAAAAAUAUCAAAUGGUUUGGUGGAGAUCAGCUGGUAUUUACCUUGUGGAAGUAAAAACAUAGACCUCUUCCCAGAACCUUUGGCUAUUGCAAACCUGAGAGGGGACAUAAGUACAUUUGAGACGCAGUACUCAUUCCUGUGUCAGAUUUCUACAGCAGUUUUUGUUUUCUUUGACAAUUUUGAAACCAACUAUCAGCUACUCACUAAUACAUGUGUAAAAGGACAGUUGUUUUUGGUGGGAAAUGCACACAACAAAGCCUUCAAUCUGGAUUUGUUGAAAAGAACAGCUGCUGCAUUGAAGUUGAAAAAAAACAUCAUUCUAAAGACCAAACAAAAUGAUGCAGAUUUUGUCACAAAUUUGUGCUGUGCUGUGAGUGAUGUUGUUAAAAACAGUUCUAUAACUGUACAACUUGAGAAGAUGACCACAGUUGCACAUGAAUUUGGAAUUUUGAUUGAUGAAGACAACAAGGAGUGCCAACAUGCAAAAGAAAAUGCAAAGGAAAUUAACAGCAAGAUUCAGGACACAAUAAAGUUUAAAGAAGAACAGCUCCCUUUGCAGGGUGAGAUCUGGAAGAAACUGGGAAAAAUAGAGAAAGAGGAGUGUAGGCUUCGUAAAGCUGGGGAUAAGAACAUUGAGAUAUAUAAAGGUGAACUUAUUGAACAGAAGAUGAAACUCAGGAAGCAGCAAAGCAGCUAUGAAAUGUCAGAAGCCAUGUGCUGCUUCAUAAGUGCACUGUCAAGUUCAACUCUUGAGAGAUCCUUCUUCCUGAAAUGGAUGCGAAUGUAUUUGGACAAUUUAUCUCGUGAAAAUCUGUCCAAACUUAGAGAAAAGUACAAGGAGAAAUGUCAACAAGCAUCAGCAAAGAAGGAGGAGAUUGCAAUACUGGACAAGCAGAUCUCAAACAGUGCUUUAGGAACUGAACACUUUUUGAGGGAAAUGGGUCAGCUGUAUGAAGCUGCUGUCUCCCUUCCAGAAAAUAUACAAUCAGGAAAACAAAUGCUACACUUACCUAAACUGUGUGCUAAGCUCCUUUUAGAUGGAUUCCCUCUUGAACUAGUUGAUGGAGAUGCUUCAAAUAUACCCCUAAGGUGGAUUAGUGAUGUAAUGAAAGAGCUGAAUACUUUAGUGCAGCCCAAGAAUAAGAUCAUGGUAGUCACAGUAUUAGGAGUGCAGAGCACAGGAAAGUCCACCCUAUUAAACACCAUGUUUGGGGUUCAGUUUGCAGUCAGCAGUGGAAGAUGCACACGAGGAGCGUUCAUGUUGAUGAUUAAAGUCACUGACAGCUUCAGAGAAACACUUAACUGUGAUCAUUUAGUGAUCAUUGACACUGAGGGACUGAAAUCGCCUGAGCUGGCACAGCUUGAUGACAGCUAUGAACAUGACAAUGAACUGGCUACACUUGUUGUUGGGCUGAGUGAUAUUACCAUCAUCAAUAUUGCCAUGGAGAACUCCACAGAAAUGAAAGACAUUCUGCAGAUUGUGGUGCAUGCAUUCCUCAGGAUGAAGGAAGUAGGCAAAAAACCCGUGUGUGCAUUCGUGCAUCAGAAUGUAGCUGAUGUAUCAGCACAUGACAAAAACAUGAGAGACCGGAAGCUUCUUUUAGAGCAGCUGAAUGAGAUGACCAAGGCAGCAGCCAAGAUGGAAAACAAAGAACUGUACAAGAAGUUUACUGAUGUAAUGGAGUAUGAUCCAGAGACUGGUAACUGGUAUAUACCUGGGCUCUGGCACGGAAACCCACCAAUGGCACCAGUGAAUGCAGGCUACUCUGAGGCUGUGUAUGACUUCAAAAAGAACAUAACCAACGUUCUUGUUAACAAAAAUAAAUCUACCAACAACAUUGAAGGAUUUCUGGAGUGGACAAAAAGCUUAUGGAAUGCAGUAAAAUAUGAAAAUUUCAUUUUCAGCUUUAGGAACAGCUUGGUAGCUGAUGCAUACAUGAAGCUGUGCACUGAAUUCCAUAAAUGGGAAUGGUCUUUAAAAAAGGACAUGUAUAAGUGGUUAACCUCUGCUGAAACCAGCGUGUCCAAUUUUGAGAUAAUGAAAUCCCAAUCUGACAAGACAAACCUGCAAGAUUUACUGAGGACCCUGAAAGAUGAGGCCUCCUCAGAACUUGAUAAAUUGGAAAAGAACAUUUUGGAAAAUCUCAACAAAUACUAUGAGCAAACAAAGGGUCAUGUCUAUCUGGUGGAAAAGUACAAAGAAGACUUUGUAAACAGUGCAAAAUCUCUUAGGAGGGAAACAGAAAACUCAGUGCAGAACAAACUGGUGGCAGUUAUUGAGAUUAAGAAAGGAAAGAAUAAUUUGGACAACAUCAGGAAGACACAUACUGACAAAAUGGAAAGUAAAGUACUUAAACUUCUGGAGGAUCUCCGGAAAAACAGACAUUCAGAAAGUGUGUCUGAAGAGGAGCUUAACAACAUCUUUGAAAAAAUAUGGGAGGAAACCGUUAAAGAGCUGUCCUUUACUGGCUUGCGUAGACGAAUCAUAUCUGACAGUGUUUGUAGCCAGUUACGACUGAACAUGAAACAAAAAGGAAGCUCUGUCUCUGAAAAAUUAAACAAAGUGAAUCUGGAUCAAUAUGGCAAAGACAAUUUCACUGUUUCUCCUGAAAGUUUUGUAGAAAGACUUUUUUACAAGGAGUACACUAGCAAUUUGCAAGAGUUCGCAAACAGUGCCAUUGAUGCAUGUAUGCUUUUAAUUAAUGACAAGAAAGAAGGAAAAUCAGAUUAUCAUGACAACUACAUAGAAGAGAUCCUACAUACAAUUGAUGAUAAAUUGACUUCAGGCAAGAAAUCAAAUUUUUCUGACAAAUUUGAACUGUCCCUAAAGCUGCACAUCUGUGCUAUUUCUGCGAGAGAAUUCCAGGCCAUGCAUGACAGUUUUAUUGAAGAGAACGACCCACGCAGAUGCCUCGAACAAUUCAAAGAGAAGUACCGUGCUGAUUUUAAAGAUCUGUUCAGUAAUCGUGAUCAGUGUCAGAGGAAGGCUGCAGAAUUCGCACAGCUCUGCCUCAGCCCUGCAGUUGAGACAUUCAUCUGUGACUCACUUGGACUAGACAUUAUUGACACAAUGCUGCAAGGGGAACAUGCAUUUCAAUUCAGCACACGUGCAUUUUUCCAGUACUCUAUUUUAAAACAACUUCUGGAUGACAGUCAUUUUGAGAACUACGUGAGCUACAUACGUUUUUAUGAACACUUUGUUAAAGAGUGGAUAUUAAAACAAAUUGAAGACAGGUUUUCUAAAGGAAACAAACUUUUUGAGCUGGAAGUGCAGCAUCUCAAAGGAGCUAUUAUGGAGAUAAAAGAGGCCAUCAGAAAAGCACAACAAGAGACAGAUGAAAAUGAAAGCAUUAAGGGAUUUAUUCAGAACAUUUGCAGAAAGCUUGGAAAAAAAUUUGUCAUUCCAAAAAAUGUCUUGGAAGCAGUCAUGGUGUUGAACAACGCCAAACAGGAACAAUUUUCCGACUGGCUCACACAGUCUGUGGAGGAAAUGGAAGAAUCACUGAAGACUAAAUUUAAGAAGGAAGACAUUCUGAGAAAACUGAAAACACUCAAAGUCAAACCACAGGAUGAGCUGUUCAAGCGUGUAUUUGGCUGUGGGAAACAGUGUCCAUUCUGCAAAGCACCAUGUGAGGCAGGAGGAGAAGCUCAUACACAUCACUGUGCUUCUGUACACAGACCUCAAGGACUUGGGUUAUACAGGGAUGAGCACUCUGUGAAAUUAGUCACCAACAUUUGCUCUACUGAUGUGAACACUGAAGCCCGGUUCAGAUGCCUAGAGACCAACCAUGUGUUCCAUCCUUACAAGAAAUACAGGGAGAUCUUUCCGGACUGGCACAUCCCUGCAGAUCCCAGCAUAAAGGCCUCAGACUACUGGAAAUUUGUUAUGGCAAAAUAUAAUGAUCAGUUUGCAGAAGCCUAUGAGGCAGAGCCUGCAGAUAUUCCUCAAGUGUGGGAAGAAAUAACAAAGGAAGAAGCAGAAAAUAGUCUGAAGGAGUGUUUUAUUAUCAAAUAAAUACUUGUGAAAAAUCAUCAGGACAAGGGAGGUUAAAGAAAUUCAAAAAGAAAUGCUUGAUUUAAAAAUGCUAUUAGAGUAUAAAAGUAUGCUUUCGUUUUAUUCUGCCAUUAGAACAUCCCAUGACACCACCUGACAACUUGUCUUUUCUAGUUCCUUUAGCUUUCUCUUUUAAAAUUCCAACCAGCAAAGAGAAUACUGUGCAUUUAAAUAACACUGAAAAGCUCAAGAAUUAGAAUUAUGUAUUUGGAUGUGAAACUUAAAAAAAUAAUGAUUCUGUUUCUUUAAUUUGCUUCUUUCUACAUUUCU